AUGGCUAGUGAGGAGAGUUUUGUUGUUUUGGUUCACCACAGAGGAACCAUUAAGAGAAAAAGUCGUUACGGCGUGAAGUUCACAGAUAAGGAUCCUCUCUGUAUUGUCAUGACUCCUGCGACGAGCUAUGAUGACCUUGUUAGAUCUGUACUGAUGAAACUUGGUCUGGAAGGUGCGAAGCGGGUUAAGAAGUUUUUCUAUCGCAUUCCAAUCAUGGUCCUCCAGGAUACCGUGAAGUAUGACUAUUUCACGAUUGGUAGUGACGAUGACUUGCAAGUCAUGUUUCUUUGUCGGCGGCAGUUUCCCGAGGUGAGGACACCAGAAUUGUUGGCAAAGCUGGUUGAUGUGGUAUCCAGCUCAGGGGGUUCAAACCGGAAUACCACCAAUUUAGCCACGGCAGCCGGUUCUAGUUCUAGGCCUGCCAUUGGUUCUUCCUCUGUCCCUAUGUAUGAGCCAGUGGUCGAAGCUGUCGCCUCCCCGUCUUUUGCUGUGGAUCUCAAUGGCAGCGGAGGCGACGAGGUAGGUUCAAGGGAGAAUCUACCGAACCAUUUACUGGGCGUUGCAUCGGUUGGCGUUGGAGAUGGAUUGUUGGCUGAUGCAGAGGAGGAUGACGUCGAGCCGGAUAUGAUUGACGACGACAGCGGCGAUGAUAUUGGAGCGAGUGAGCCUCCAUUGGCGGUAGGUGGUUCUAACUCUGGCACACAGCAGUAUCCACCACAUUUUUCCUCCUUGGACUUGGAUGCCAUGCGACAGGAGGGAGUUUCUGGGCACUCUGUUGGAUUCGGAGCUAGAGAUGCGGAAGGGACUGCUGGUCUGACAGAGUUCCAGGUCGGUCAGCAAUUUCAGGAUAAAGAUCAGGCCCUAUUAAGUGUGAAGACUUACAGUAUCCGGCGAGGGGUACAGUACAAGGUAGUCGAGUCUGAUUAUCGCCGGUAUGUGGGCAAGUGUUCUGAGUUUGGGAAUGGGUGCACAUGGUUGAUUCGACUGAGUCUCCGGCAGUGCAAGGGCAUUUGGGAGGUCAAACGAUACAAUGGACCUCACACUUGUCUUGCCACCUCCAUCUUGAGUGACCACAGGAGUUUGGAUUACCAUGUGAUUUCGGCGUUCAUUAUGCCAAUGGUUAGGGCGGAUGCAUCCGUCAGCAUCAAGGUGCUACUGAAUGCCACAGCAGCACACUUUGGGAUGAGUCAUACAACGAGCUGCCCAGGUGGGUGUUGGGAGUCCAGUUGA
Messenger RNA from Arachis duranensis, 1230 nucleotides. RefSeq lists its product as uncharacterized. Bases 1 to 1230 code for a protein of 409 amino acids. The transcript has a single exon. NCBI's taxonomy places the organism in Eukaryota, Viridiplantae, Streptophyta, Magnoliopsida, Fabales, Fabaceae. The record is from RefSeq and is a predicted model, not a curated record.